GUGUUUUCUCAUAUAUAGCAUUAAUUAAAAAGAUAAUCAGUUCUAAACUUGGGUAUUCUGAAUUUUGUUGCAGGGGAUUUUAAUCAUGUACGAUGUAACGAACAUGGAUUCGUUUAACCACCUUUCUUAUUGGCUUCGAAAUGUAGAGGAGAACGCUUCACCUGAUGUAGUGAAAAUGUUGGUUGGAAACAAAUGUGAUGCGUUACACCUGCGGCAGGUAGAGAAAGAAAGAGGUGAAAAGAUGGCAGAUAGUUUCGACAUUCCUUUCUUCGAGUGUAGUUGCAAGCAGAACAUCAACAUUGAUGGUGCCUUCUUAACCCUAGCUAGAGGUAUCAGGGAACAGCGUGAAAACAAGGCUAGCAGAUUUGAAGAGACGGAGAAAUUGAAACUGGAAAGGGCAGAAGGGAAAGAAACAAAACCAGAAACCACCGGAAGAUGUGGCUGUUAACUUUGGAACGUGAAAAAUAUGGAAGGAACGAAUAGCUUUUCGUGCCCCCUACCUUCGCAGACAUUCCAGAUAACAUCGGUAAAAUUUCAGAAAGCAGGAACCAAUAGUACACACAUGAAGAAGUGGCCUUCAACACUGUAUCUUGAGCAUAACUCGUAGCUUUCAGAAGAUCAUUAUAAAUAGAAGCCAGUGUUUGUACCCCUUGAAAGGAUGUUUAUAAUGUUCUGUUAGAUGUAUAUAUGUAUGGAUUCCAUAAGUUAGCCACGUUAUAAUAUCUGUACACCUCGCAUGCUUCCUCUAGCUUCGUAGCACCUACAAUAUCUACUUGUUAGUUGUAGCUUUAAAAUUAACGCUAUGCUUCCAAGAACUAGCUAUAAAAUAAGAGAAAGAAAUGUAUUUCUUUUCUUCUAUUAAGGCAUAAUUUUCUGCCUAACAUUUUCCACUUAAGAAAAUAUAAUUAUGUAUAUAUAUGAUUAACUUUACUAUAUAUAAAGAAGUCCGAUAGUUUUAUUACGAAUUACAUAUAUAGUACUCUACAAAUUUACGAAAUAAAACGUGUGUUAAGGCUGUAACUACACGUGUUAAGACCGGUAUGAAAUCUUUACUUCCAGUAUUUUAAUACAUAAUCAACAAACUUCGUAGUGAGUCCACUCAAAUAAAAAUAAUUAGUUUCGUAUAUUUAUACUCAACUCGAAACCGUUAAAAAAAUACAGUAACACAGAAACCCCCUUAUAACACUGAAAUCGUAUUUCGAUACCCUAGAUGGACUCGGUGCAGUUAUCCCAAUAUGUAGAUUUGCGGCUAGACACAAAUCAAAACAGAAAAAUAAUUGAUUUGUAUGUGGUUAAGUUUUGUAGCAAAAAAGCAUUGGGAUCACAGAAUGAAAUGAAUUAGCUACAACAGAAUCCAUUAAUUAAUUAAAAAAUUCAACUUGUUUUCCGAGACAAAUUACAUCUUAAGAAUGGAUUGUAAAACAAAAUUUUAAAAAUGGUAUUUUCUUGCAAUUACACUUGCUACUACACAAAACAACCUCGCCCAUUAGCCCUAAAAAACCUCAAGAUAUCCUCAUAAAGGAAAUUGUAAGGAUUAUAUAAACUAAGAUAGUAUUAGAGAUUAUAUGAAAGGUAGUAUCAGCCAACAAUUUAAUUCCCCAUGUUUCAUGUAUGGUAAAAACCAGCUUAAAAUUGAUUCCUGCAUGAUGUUUCACAUAUUAUCAUCUUGAUCUAUAUAGAAAAAUUGUGAUAGCAGUUACCUUUUUUCCAGAGGCAUGAAAUCAUAUAAUUCUUAUAUCAUUUUGUAUAUUUUAAAUGUAUUUUAUUGUGAAAAAGACACGUCUAAAUCAUUAUAAAAAAAUUAAAGUGACAUACUACAUGUCAUCAAGUACUAGUUUUUCAAUGUACGUUUUCAUGUAGCAAUGCUUGAGCAUUUGUGAUAUACGGUUGUGUUUAGUCAAAGUUGCCUUUUUGCACUUAACUUCUAAUUUCAAGUUCUCCAUGGAUGUACGAUAGUAAAUUGGGAUUAAAACUUGGUAUUCCAAAUAUAA
Messenger RNA from Limulus polyphemus (Atlantic horseshoe crab), 1991 nucleotides. Its product is annotated as ras-related protein Rab-8A-like. Gene Ontology annotation, molecular function: GTP binding; GTPase activity. The transcript is spliced from 4 exons. The record is from RefSeq and is a predicted model, not a curated record. The coding region runs from base 86 to 448 and encodes 120 amino acids. NCBI's taxonomy places the organism in Eukaryota, Metazoa, Arthropoda, Merostomata, Xiphosura, Limulidae.